Messenger RNA from Polychytrium aggregatum, 684 nucleotides. RefSeq lists its product as uncharacterized. The record is from RefSeq and is a predicted model, not a curated record. The coding region runs from base 55 to 426 and encodes 123 amino acids. The transcript is spliced from 3 exons. NCBI's taxonomy places the organism in Eukaryota, Fungi, Chytridiomycota, Chytridiomycetes, Polychytriales.
CUCGCCUUCUGUCAAUCUGCCUUCCAUUGACAUCGCCUGUCCUGAGACUCUGCAAUGUCGGGAGACGACUUUGAUGCUUUCCUCAAACGAUAUGGACUGGAGAGAAACAGGCAAUGUCUGCUGGACAACGAAUACGACACCAUCGACUCGAUCCUGGAUAUGCCGGGCGAGGAAAUGAGUGCAAUCGGUCUCAAGUUUGGAGCAAUCACCAAGAUCAAACGAGCUCAGCGAGACCACAACCAACAAGCCAUCACAACUCCCACUGCCCCUCCAGUCGUUGCCAUCUCUACCUCGAUCCUCACUCCUGCCUCCACGGAGCGAGAAUACAACCCGCCUGUCCUCAAUCCACGAUGGACUUGCGCCAGCGGCUUCCAUAUCCACGACAUCUUCAUCAGGUUUGUUGGUGGCGCUUGUUGUUGCGCGUGAUCCAUUCACAUCAGUCUCGCAUGUAGUCGGUGGUUUGCGCAUUGGGAAGCGCGCACCGUCUUGCAACGUGAUGCCGCGGGUUCGACCCCCGUAUCCCACCAUCGGGGCGCAACAUUGGCCGCCCUUGGAGGAAGGGGUCCGUCCCCAUCUGGUGAUAGCAGAUGACGCACGAGCUCCUUCAGAGUUCGUGCCGAGCGUGCCGGUGGGGCCCAGCCUCUUAAGACUUUGGUCGUUAGUGGUUCGUUCCGAACUUUUUUU